AAAGUGCCCUCUAUGGAGCGUAUCGACAAGCGCAAAAAUGGGGAAUCACCAGAAAUAGAAAAAGAAGAAAUGUCUGGGCGUUGUUGUCGACUUUAUUCAUUUUACUUGAAAUGGAGAGGUUAGUGUUCCAGAGGAUCGGCCAAGUUUGCACAAAUGUCAGUGUCUCGUGUGAUUAUUUCAGUGAUUAAAUAGCCGCUGGUUAUGAGUUUCUAAUGGAUGGUGAAUUAAUAGAACUCAUAAUUCCUCUGACUUUUGGAGAACCGGGAACGUGUAUUAAUUAAUAGUGAACAUGGAAGUGGAAAGUCUACUUAUUUGUCGGGCAUGUAUGAAGGCCGAUGGAAUUUUUUUAUCUAUGUACGGAGACGAACAGAAGAAUCUGCCCGAGAAAUUGGCUGGGCUCACGAAUAUUCAGAUUGAAAAAAAUGACGGUCUGCCAACAGUUCUAUGUCCGAAAUGUGCGUACCGAACGGAUGCAUUUUACGAUUUCAAACUCCAAGUCCAGGAGUCCCAGGCAAAGCUCCGAAAAAUGUUUGCAUUCGAGGCUGAGACCCACGCACUCAGCCUCGAUCCUUCCAAUUGGGAGGAUCCGGGAAGGCCCGGAGAAGCUGAGGACAUCCUCACCUCGAUGGACAGUUGUUCACCGACAACAAUGAAUAAAAUUCUAUCCGACUCAAGCUACCCCUGUCCCCUCGAAACAUCUCCAAAUGAUCACAAUGAAGGAAUAGAAUUUUCAUCCGAUCCAAACGACCUAGAUGCAGAAGCCUUCGAUGAGCUCUUUAUCGAGAAUCGAUCCAACUUCCCUAUCGGCGAUAAAGAUCUCAUUCACAAAGGAGAAAUCCCCUGCGAAAUCCAGGAAAUCCUAGAAUCCGAGGACGUCGGUUAUACCCUCCUGUACAUUCCGCCUCACGACGUCGAGUUAAAUCUCGGAGGAGAGGAACCAGAUCCCCCAGAUGAGAGUACCGAAACAGCACCUCCUCUGAUGCCGGAUACAAUUUCCUUCCAGUACUUCCCUCAAUCUACUUCCUCGACUGUAAUUAAGUCCGAGAAAACCGACUCCGACUCCGAGGACUCGCUGGACCACUCCUCGAACCUCCUGGGAAGCCUGAACGACACGAUUGUUCGAAUAAAAGAGCUGAAGACUGACUCAGGAGAGACGAUCUAUCAGUGCAGCCUCUGUAUGGAGAAUUACGCUCAUCUGUCGAAUAUCCUGUGUCACACAGUGGACAAUCACAUUCCCAGCACUGGCCCCUUCUACUGCGUCGUCUGCGAGAAGGACUGUGACUCCCACAAGGAUCUCAAGGCUCACAUCAAGACACACGCAGGCUCCAAUCCUUAUACCUGUUUCCUGUGCGACAAGGGGUACUCCGCGAAGCGAUACUUAAAACGUCACCUGGUGUGUCACACAGAUUUUCAUAAGUACAGAUGCCCAAAGUGUGGAUUGAGAUUUAAAGUGAAAUCAGAAUUGGAGAUCCAUGCAGCGACACAUCUCCGCGGAGCUCCAUACGCCUGCAGUCAGUGUCCAAGGAUCUUCAAUCACAAAGGGAAUUAUAAAAGACAUCUGAUAUCUCACCUGGAUCCUCAGGGGGUGCGACUGCCCAAGUAUCCCUGCCACAUGUGUGGUAAACGAUUCUUGAAUAAUCGAACAUUGCAAACGCACAUCAGGGUGCACACUGGGGAAAAGCCUUUUACCUGUCAAGUUUGCAACCGAUCUUUCUCCCAACAGGGGAAUUUAUUGAACCACAUGCGGAUCCACUCGAAUCCCAGGAGUUACACCUGCGAGGUAUGUGGCAAGAGGUUCAAUCAGCGGGCAACCCUCCGGGAUCAUGGGCUUCUUCACACUGGAGAAAAACCGUACGUCUGCAAUGUGUGUGGUGUUGCCUUCACCUUUUCUGCAGCCCUGAGGCGACACAUGUGGGUUCACGCCGGUGACAAACCAUUUGGUUGUGAUUUCUGCGACUCUAAAUUCGUUGGGAGAUACGAUUUAAAUCGUCACAUGAAAAUUCACCGGGAUAAACCCAGGCAGAGGAAACGGAGAAAUAAUCAGACUGGGCGAGAAGAUAAUGUGGAGGAUGCACUGGGUGUUGAUGAGAUUAUUCCUGUUGCUGAGACAACUUUUGUGGAGCAGAUCCUCAUGGAUGAUCACUCGGGAAAUAUUCCUCGGGAGUCGGAAAAGGAAAAUGUCGAUGCGUUAUUCAAUCUCAUGCAGUAUAGCUGAAAAAAUUGUUAAAACUUGAUAAUCGUUUUUUUGUAAAUAAAAUAUGUAAAA
Fopius arisanus is the source of this 2266-nucleotide messenger RNA. RefSeq names its product zinc finger protein 271. NCBI's taxonomy places the organism in Eukaryota, Metazoa, Arthropoda, Insecta, Hymenoptera, Braconidae. Gene Ontology annotation, biological process: regulation of transcription by RNA polymerase II. The record is from RefSeq and is a predicted model, not a curated record. Gene Ontology annotation, molecular function: RNA polymerase II transcription regulatory region sequence-specific DNA binding; zinc ion binding; DNA-binding transcription factor activity, RNA polymerase II-specific. Gene Ontology annotation, cellular component: nucleus.